AUGUUAAGAAAAGCAGCAAGUGUCAAAAGGGCAAGGUCGAUGGCGCUCAGGGGGUCAGGGUCAGAUUCAGAUUCCGAUUCAGACUCUUUUGAAGCCGCCAUGAAGAGGAAAUCACAGAAGAUCGCAAACUCUGUACUGAAUAAUGAAGAUUUGCAAUAUGACAUAGACACCCCGGCGACCUCUGAAGAGAAGCAGGAUAAGCAGGAAAGAGGGUCAAGGUUCUUAAAAGAUAUCCUAAAACAGAAAGAAAUCCGUGAUAAGGAGAGAGAGAGAGCUAAGAUCGAGUGGCAGCGAAAGAAUGCUAAAGGUAUGGUGUUUGAAUCUGACGAAUACAAGCAGUUAGCCGAAGACAGCAACGCGGCGGCUCCACAGCUGCUCGUAGAAACCAGAGAUACAGUAUACGAUAUAAUAAAGUCGAAAGUGACCGAGGAAGUGCUAGAGAAGGCACGUCAGCGGUACUUCGAAAGGCACCCUGAAGAUAUCGAGAAGCGCUAA
Candidozyma auris is the source of this 495-nucleotide messenger RNA. RefSeq lists its product as uncharacterized. Bases 1 to 495 code for a protein of 164 amino acids. The record is from RefSeq and is a predicted model, not a curated record. NCBI's taxonomy places the organism in Eukaryota, Fungi, Ascomycota, Pichiomycetes, Serinales, Metschnikowiaceae. The transcript has a single exon.